CAUAAUUUGCUAUUUGUGUUGUCUAAAGAAAAUAUGUUUGAUUAUAGUUUUAAUAAAUUAAUUUUAAUAUUUUGGAUAGCAAUAUUGUGUUGAAGUAUGCAAAGCAUAUGCAAGAGCUCAUGAAUAUGAUCCAUAAGAUGAUUAUUGAGAGCUUGGGCUUAGAGGAUCACUAUGAUUCACAUAUGAAUUCCCUAGCAUAUUCAAUAAGGUUCUCAAACUAUUAUAAGGACACAUUAGAUGAUGGAAUCAAUCUUGCUUUGCCUUCUCACAAAGAUCCAAACUAUAUAAGCAUAAUUUGCCCACACAACGUUGAAGGACUUGAAGUAGAGGCUGAAAAUGGUGAAUGGUUACAAUCAAAACCUAUGAAAAAUUCAUUUACGGUUUUAGUUGGCGAAGCAUUCAAGGCUUGGAGUAAUGGAAGACUUUACGCUCCUACUCAUCGAGUGAAACUGAAGAGUGAGACUGAAAAACGAUAUGCAGUGGUUUUCAGCACGAUACCAAAUAUCACAAAUGAUAUAAUAAGUGCUCCGAAAGAAUUGAUUGAUGAACAACACCCCUUACUUUUCAAGCCUUUCAAAUAUUAUGACUACGUGAAGUUUCGCUUUUCAGAUGAAGGAGAGAGAGUUGAUGAUGCCCUAAAAGCUUAUUGUGGUGUUUAGCGAAGUAUCGAGGCUAUUAGAUGUAUCGUGUGCUACUUGUUAUGUUUUUACAUGUUUUUCUUUCUUUUUAUCAUAAACCUUGUAAGUUUGAAGCGGUGUGCCUUUUCUUUUAAUAAAAGUGAUUAAAUUCCAC
Dendrobium catenatum is the source of this 792-nucleotide messenger RNA. RefSeq names its product probable 2-oxoglutarate-dependent dioxygenase AOP1.2. The record is from RefSeq and is a predicted model, not a curated record. Lineage: Eukaryota; Viridiplantae; Streptophyta; Magnoliopsida; Asparagales; Orchidaceae. The coding region runs from base 108 to 659 and encodes 183 amino acids. The transcript is spliced from 2 exons. Gene Ontology annotation, molecular function: dioxygenase activity.